This is a messenger RNA of Tinamus guttatus (white-throated tinamou), 1765 nucleotides long. Lineage: Eukaryota; Metazoa; Chordata; Aves; Tinamiformes; Tinamidae. The record is from RefSeq and is a predicted model, not a curated record.
AUGCCGUCCUGGCGAGGGGACAGUGCCAGCAUGGGCCCCCUGGCACCCACUGCGGUGGCGGCUUUCCUGCUCCGCACACUCUGCUUUCGCAUUCCGCUUCCCAACAGAGGGACAAAACGGCCCCGUGAUGAAGAGGAGGAGGAGAUCAAGGCACGGAGGAAACAAGCGAGUGCCCGGGAACACAGUCGCCACCGAGAAGAGGAGUCUACUGUGGUGGAUGAAACCGAGGAGGAAAAGAAGAAACUUCUGCAGAUAAUGGAGAGGGACGGAGAAGAGGAGGAUGAAGAGGAGGAACCUUUGGAUGAAAGUUCAGUGAAAAAGAUGAUUCUCACCUUUGAGAAGAGGUCUUACAAGAACCAGGAGCUGCGGAUCAAGUUCCCCGACAACCCAGAGAAGUUCAUGGAAUCGGAGCUGGAUCUAAAUGACAUCAUCCAGGAAAUGCACGUGAUCGCGACGAUGCCAGACCUGUACCACCUCCUGGUGGAGCUCAACGCCGUGCAGUCCCUGCUCGGGCUGCUCGGGCACGACAACACCGAUGUUUCCAUAGCAGUGGUGGACUUGCUUCAGGAGCUCACCGAUAUCGAUACUCUCCAUGAGAGUGAAGAAGGAGCCGAGGUGCUCAUAGACGCGCUGGUGGAGGGCCAGGUUGUAGCCCUGUUGGUGCAGAAUUUGGAGCGCCUGGAUGAAAGUGUGAAGGAGGAGGCCGAUGGUGUCCACAACACGCUUGCCAUCGUGGAGAACAUGGCCGAGUUCCGCCCGGAGAUGUGCACGGAGGCGGCGCAGCAGGGCCUGCUGCAGUGGCUGCUCAAGAGGCUCAAGGCUAAGAUGCCUUUUGAUGCCAACAAGCUGUACUGCAGUGAGGUGCUGGCCAUUCUGCUCCAGAAUAACGACGACAACAGAGAAUUGCUUGGGGAGCUGGAUGGGAUCGAUGUGCUGCUUCAGCAGUUAUCUGUGUUCAAACGACACAACCCCAGUACAGCAGAAGAACAAGAAAUGAUGGAGAACCUGUUUGACUCUCUGUGCUCCUGCCUAAUGCUGAGCUCCAAUCGUGACCGCUUCCUGAAGGGUGAAGGUCUGCAGCUGAUGAAUCUCAUGCUUAGAGAAAAGAAGAUUUCUCGUAGCAGUGCUCUGAAGGUCCUGGACCAUGCCAUGAUCGGGCCCGAGGGCACAGACAACUGCCACAAAUUUGUGGACAUCCUCGGCCUGAGGACCAUCUUUCCGCUCUUCAUGAAAUCGCCCAAAAAGAUAAAGAAAGUUGGAACAACUGAAAAAGAGCAUGAAGAACAUGUCUGUUCCAUCCUGGCCUCCCUUCUGCGAAACCUGAGAGGGCAGCAAAGGACACGGUUGCUGAAUAAAUUCACAGAGAAUGACAGUGAGAAGGUUGAUCGGCUGAUGGAACUGUAUUUUAAGUACCUGGAUGCAAUGCAGGCAGCUGAUAAGAAGAUUGAAGGAGAGAAACACGACAUGGUGCGUCGCGGGGAGAUCAUCGACGACGACACGGAGGAUGAAUUCUACCUGCGGCGCCUGGACGCGGGUCUCUUUGUCCUGCAGCUGAUUUGCUACAUCAUGGCAGAGAUCUGCAACGCCAACGUCCCCCAGAUCCGUCAGAGAGUCCAUCAGAUUCUGAACAUGAGAGGCAGCUCCAUUAAAAUUGUUCGACACAUCCUGAAGGAGUAUGCAGAGAACAUCGGGGAUGGGAAGAACCAGGAGUUCCGGGAGAGCGAGCAGAAACGGAUCUUGGACCUGCUGGAGAAUUUCUGAGCCC